This is a messenger RNA of Chara braunii, 6399 nucleotides long. The record is from the annotation of a GenBank genome assembly. NCBI's taxonomy places the organism in Eukaryota, Viridiplantae, Streptophyta, Charophyceae, Charales, Characeae.
CGAUUUCCAUCGACUUCACGGACAUGGGAAAGGUGAGUGAGGCAGGGAACUCACAAGUCAUGGUCAUCGUGGACCGUUUUUCCAAAUUUCUGAACUUGAUUCCUUUCCCUCCCCAUGCCCCAACUGAACUUGUCAUCGAAAAAUUUCAUCAGCAGUAUAUUCUGCAGUUUGGCCACCCGAAAACUAUUAUGAGUGAUCGGGACACCAGAUUUACUAGCAAAGAUUGGAAGAACUUCACCUCGCAAAUCUAUGACAUUAAACUCAACAAGACUUCUGGUCGACAUCCCGAAGCCAAUGGAUUGGCCGAGGAAAUCAACCAGACUGUCAUUCAACUGCUUCGCGCGCUAAUUGUUCCAGAUCAGAACACGUGGGACAAGGAGUUACACAAAGUGAAAGGAUUGUACAACAACUCCAUUCAUUCUGCAACAGGUGUGACACCGAAUCAGCUGCAAUACGGAUGGCAGCUGCUCAAUCCUCUCUCCUAUCUGUUCCCCGAACGGUCACCUGGUCUGACGCCCGGCAUGCCUGGCUACAAUGCCCAGUACGGACGCCUGCUCAAAGUUGCUAUUGCAGCAAUGAACAAGCGUCAACAUGCCAUGAUCAAACAUGCAAAUAAGUCGCGCAAAGAAGCGAACUUCAGAGUAGGAGAUUAUGUCUGGGUCAAAAUGUCUGAGUUUUCUGAUGAAGAAGGCGUAUCACGAAAGCUUCUUCCAUUGUACUAUGGCCCUUGGCAGGUUCUGAAGGUGAUUGGGGAUGAUUUUGGUCCUUCAUAUGUGAUUGAUGUGCCUCCUCAUCUGCGCACAUAUCCGGUCUUUCAUGCAUCCAAACUGUUUCCACACAUCGAUGAUGAAACUUUUCCCUUCCGAGAUCCUAUGAUACCUCGUCCUAUUGACGACGGCCAUGAGAUAGACAAAAUCGUUUCCCAUGAAGGCAGAGGGAGAAACAGACAAUAUAAGGUUCACUUCCUCUAUCACCCGUUGAACGAGUUUUUCUGGAUUGACUGGAAAGAGCUGCUAAAGAAUGCUCCACGGCCAAGCUGUGAUCCUGGACCUGCAAGAGAACAUGAUUGUGAUCCCCCCAAGGUGCCAUUUGCAGCGACAUCACUCCUCCAGAGCUUUUCGAGGAAGAAAAAGAGGAAGGAGCCAAGCGACAAUCAUGGCAUCAGGUCAGAGAUUUAUUCUGCUCCGGGACGUGGAACAGGCUGUGCUGGGCAGUUGGGGAAGAUGGCACCACAUGGGAAGAGCCAGCCAUUCCUCCUGUCGUCUUCACCCUCAGUAUCUUGCAAGUCCUGUCUGGCAUCCAGCGGUGAACCUCUGCACUCGGUGUGCAUUUGGCCAACAGAUUCAUUGUCCAGUCCGAGCAGCUCCAUCACUGGGAGAGCGGAGCAAAGAUGCAGGAUGAAAAGAGGGAGGAGGCUCUCAGGAUAUGGAGGAGGUGACAAGGAAGUGAUGUCCGGCCCAACGGCGCCACAUUCUCCUACUUGCACUCCUCCAUCGACAAUGACGUACAUAGGGGAGAUUCUGCCAACGGAAGGGCUCGGCAUUGUCAGCCCUUUGUUGCUUUCCCAGAUGAUGGCAAUGCAGGAGCAGCAGCUUCAGAUGGAACGGCAUGGAAGAGGGCUUGCAGAGACAGCCACUAAAAAGCUGGAAGAAGCCCUUGGUGCAUCUAGGAGGGAGCUGAACAACUUGAGGAGACAGAUGGAGCAGGCUUUGGCUGCAGAGAGCAAAAGGAGGCAGGAAACUGAGCUGCCACUGCACAAAGAGAGGAAACAAAAAGAGAUUGCAGAGUCUUCAUUCAAGACGACCCGCAAAAAGUUGAUGCAGAAGGUCCUCGACAAGGAAAGAACUGUGAGAAAGCUGGCCGAAGGUAAGGUUCGUGAUCUGAGCAAGGAGUUGAAUGAUCUACGAUUGGAAAUGGAAAGGACUUUGCAAAGCGAGCGAACAAAGCGAGAAAAGUUGGAGGUGGCGUUGGAGUAUGAGAAACGUGAAAGAGAAGCAGAAGUUAAGAAGAUGAAGGAGAAAGAAAGAGAGAGGGUGGAGGAGAUAAUGAACAUGUGGGAGGAGAAGUUGGCCAAGGGCGUGGAGGGUGAGAGAUGCAAGUGGUUCAUGGCAUUGGAGCAGGAGAAAAUAAAGCGAGAGAUUCUGGGAAGAAUACUGAACGAUGAGUGGGUAAAGAGAGGGAAGCUGGAUCAGUGCUGGGAGACAGCCGUAGUCAACCAAGAGGUCGACAUUAGGCUCAAUGAAAUGGAAGAAAAGGCUAGAAGAGAGGUGGCAGAAGAGAAGUUGAAUGAUGAGAGGGAGAGCAGCAGGAAGGAUUGUGAGGGACGUUGGAGAGAAGAGAGGGGUUGUAGGGAGGAGGCCGAAUGGGCAAAGCAGGCUGAAGCACAACACCGGUGGCAAAUAGAGGAGGUGCUCAAGGAAUUGAAACUCGGAAAGGAGGAUAUGGAAAUCAAGCUGGCGAGGGAGCGGGAGAGGAGAGAAGAGGCAGAAGAGAAGCUACGGGGAGUGGAGAAAGAUAGACGAGAGGUGCAAGUGGGGCUGAAGAGGAGCAUUGCUCAGGCAAUGGAAAUGGAGAGGGAAGCAAGCAAGGGGGCACAGCGAUUGGAGAGGAUGAUGGCGAUGGCACUGGAGGAAACUGGGAAGCGGUUGAGUCUGGAGGAUAAGUGGCAAGAAGAGAAAAGGAAGAGGGAGGAGAUGGAUGCAAAGUUCCAAGAAGAAAAGCUUAGGAGAGAGUUGCUGGAGACAGUAGUGCUGCGUGCAGAAAAGAUCUCAAAGUUGAGCACUGAUAGGCUAAGGUUAAGUGAGCAGAGGGUAAAGAAGCUAGUUAGAGAGCAAAUGGAAAUGUCGAGGGAGUUUGAAGAAGAGAAACGGAAACUCAAGGAGGCAUUGGAAGUUAUCAGGGUGGAGCAUACACAACGACAGGCAAUUGAGGAGGUGCUAAGGAAGAACAUGCGUUAUGCAGAGGAUGACAUUUUAGCAGACCUCAGAACAGAGGGGAAAACAGAGACAGAAGCGUGGGGGAAGGGGCAUCAAGACAUGAAAAGGAGACAGUAUGGGAUGACUCAGGAGGUAGUGAGUGUAGCUAGAAAGGAGGAGGGGAGGGAGAUACAUGUGGAAGGGGGGCUCCGUGAGGGUGGGCUGACUGAUAGGAGUUGGGGGCUCCGUGAGGGUGGGCUUACUGAUAGGAGUUCAAACGCGAUGACUAAUGUGGAGGCAUGGGGAUUGACUAGGAAGAGAAUCCCAGAUAUGGCAGGAGAACAAGUAUUAGACUCUGAGGCUCUGGAAAAGAAAGUGGGAGAGGUAGAAACGGGAGCUUUCCUGGGCACGAGAGAUGUUCCUCCUUAUCAUCUUAUGGACCAGGCAAGUGUCAUGCCGCAGGACUCGGGAACGUGUGUUUUGGAUGCUGGGGUGAAUUCUGCAAAGCCGGUCGAUGAGAAAACUGGGGACUCUGUAAUGCGAGAGGGGGCUGAUGACGAUGGGCUUUCCGCAGGUAGCCACCUUAUGUCUGAUAACAGGAAGGAAUUCUUAGUUAGAUCUUCACAAGAGAGGAUAGGUGAGAGGGAGAAGAGAGCGAUUGCAGACGGGAGAGUAGAUGAUUGGUCAGAGCCCAUGAGUAAAGAGUCUACAUUAAUAGACAGGGGUCAAACGCAGCACAACGGGGCAAUGGUGAGGCCGUCUCUGGAUCUCACGGACAGACUGAAGAUAGAACCUCCACCAUUGAUUGCUCGGUGUGAAAUGUCAACUAGUGCAGCCAAACAAGGGCGGUCAGAAUCGCCAAGAGCGGAAGAUGAAGCAACUCAGUGCAGAGAGUCGGAUGUAGAGCAGUCGGAGGGGCCGCCACAAGGGGGAACAAGCGAAGAAGCUCUUGUGGCAGUCGAGGGAGGUGAGAAACGAAGACAGAAAAAUGAGAAAAGGAAGCAGCAGCAGUACCCAGGACUUGGGUUGGCUGUCACGGAAGCUUUUGGGAGACUGAUGGACGAGGAGAUUAGGGAGGUUGCCGGAGUCGUUGGUCGCAGAGCCAGAUCACGAAAAGAAGAGACUUGGCAGAGAUACCCAGGCUGUGGGGCCAUGGGGAGAACUGGUGGACAUGACACCUCAGAUGACGAGAACGGCAUUGGAGAGGCAGAGCGGACUAGAGAGAGCAAUCCAUUUCAGCCGAUUGCCAAGGAGUGCAGAAUGGAGGCGUGGCUGACGUCUCAGGAGGAGAUGAUGAGAAAGCGGACAGCAGUGACCAAUAGAUUGUUGAAUGUGGAUGUGAAGGUAGAGGAAACAGGAAGAAGAAAAGGGGAAAGCGAGUUAGGAAGAGAUGAUCCGCGUGCCAUUGAUGCCAGUCCAGGUGGAUGCACGCCAACAAACGCCGAGUCAGACGCAAGAGAGAGAAAUCAGCCACUGAUUUCUGCCAGGAGUGAAGGAAACACGUCGGAAUCAUCUUCUCGGCUGGAGAUGUUGAGUAAUGCUGAAGAGGAGAGAGAAGGGGUGCUGUACGUGCUUCAGCUUGUGAUGAAACGAGCUGUGGAGGACGUCAUGAAGGGAUUGAGGGCAGUUGAGAAAGUUGACGGCAACUGGAAGAUCUCAGCUGCCGUAAUGACUCUGAUGUGCAACGAGGUCCAAUACUGGUGGCAGCGAAUGUGCAAGGCAUCCAAAGAUAUAGGAGAAGAGCGAAAACGGAGAGGGAAUCAGAUAGGGAACAUUCCCUUGGGAGAGCUCGUGAGAGAGGUGGCAGAGGUGGUACUGAAAGGAAUGGAGAUGGUGCGCACCUAUUGUGACCUACAAGUGGAGGAGAGGGCAAGGAGACAGAAAAUUGAGGCAGAUUUGGAGGAAGCACUGGCUAUUGUGGAAAUAGAGAUCCAGAGGGAGCACGAGCUGAGAGCCAAGCAUGGCAUGGCAAUGUUCCACAGCAAAGAUAAGGUCACACGCGGUAAGGCUGAUCUGAAAACUCAGCAGAGGAGAAGGCAGAGAUCAAGAAAAGAGAAAAGUGACACUGUAAAAGAAAAAGGGGAUGGAUCAACAAAGGGAUGGAGUGCAGCAAGUCGCAGAAACCGCAGAAGACAGACCGUUAUCGAGUUCGGCGAGUGAGAAGGUCUUCUCAGGCCUCACUAAUGACCAAUUCCAUCUUCCUGGUUGCAUAAGGUAUUGAUAAUGUCCGCCGCUGUUUAUGCGCAUAUGCCACUGUGACCUGCGGGGAUGUGACAACCAGUCCGCCAGCCCCUCCCUCUUUCCUGUAUGAUCAUACCUCUUUUCCGCACAAUUGGCCUGCCUUCUUUUCAGCCAUUGACCUAAAGGAGCUGAGGCCUGAUGGUCGAUCGACAGUUUGUGUCUGAUGAUUGGACUUAAUUGAACAUGUCCUGAAAAUCGUUCUCAAGGCUCCGCCAUAGCGAGAAGCAAAUAGUAAUUGUUUACGGAUAGGCUACAUUGGAGCACCAGCCAGAGAGGGAAAUCAUUAGCAGUGGGAGGGGGAGGAGCAGACAAAACAUUACAAGUAGGAAGGUCAGGAAGAGGAGGUAAGGACGUAGGAAGAGGAGGACGAGCGGGGAAGCAUGGGUCUCCCCCUGCCAUUGCUUCCUUUGGUAGUGUCAGUUCCAAGCAGGCGGCAUGUGCAGCAUGCCGUUUCUUGUCAUGGGCAGCAAACAAGUAUGCAGGACAAGGGUUCACUGUCACAUGGCAACCGCCAAGAAGGUGUCAUGUCCAACGUCCCACAUCGCUGCCAGGUACUGGCUAUUAGCAACGCGCUAUUAGCAACGCACCAGCAGAGACAAUCUUGGCAGUGAUAACAUAGAACAGAGAACCGUCCGCUAUAUUAUCCGAAUUGCAUGUUAACUGGAAGUAAAGGAAACAGGUUGCGGUAAUGAGAUCGGUGUACAGCAGUUAUUCCAGCUCGUGUUCUCAUCAUAUUAUUGUCGCAGGCGGCAGGCGGCAGGAGAUAUUUGCUUACAAGAUGUACGGACUUUGCUUUCUAGUGUUUUGUCAUCCGGAUGGAGUCCAAUGAGAUCAUGUAUACAAUGAAGGAUGAUAAUCUACUUUAACCAAAAAAAAAAACAUAAUGUGAAUCAUGGUUAACAUCCGGACGUCCGAACCGCAGUACAGACGGUCUGGGUCCGGAUGUCUAGGUCAGGUGUCCGGUCCAUCCAGAGUGUCCGGAUCCAUUCCCCCACCCCAGCCCCCCAAAGAAAAACUACUUACAAAAAAGUAAAAAAAUCUGCAGAAACGAUAUGGUAUGCAGCAUUGCGGUACGGAAAUCCUUUGGCUGAGCACCAUCUCGAAAUAGCGAAAUGACAGAAUUCCAAAUUGCAACAUCACAUUGAAAGCCACACAAAAAAGCUUAGCUGCAAUAGGCUAACUUAGGCAUGGGUGAGGGGUGGUACAUCCUUCGCGCAGGAAGCAAUCAAUGCCGCCCACUCGG